Molecule: messenger RNA, 474 nt
Organism: Prunus armeniaca (apricot)
Lineage: Eukaryota; Viridiplantae; Streptophyta; Magnoliopsida; Rosales; Rosaceae
Source: the annotation of a GenBank genome assembly
AUGAGGAAAAUCAUCGAGCGUUUGAUUCGGGAGGGAAAAUUGGACCAGUACAUUGCCAGACCACCACAAGCCCCAGCUCCGAAUGUAAAUCAGCAGAUUAAUAUGAUCAGCACCAUCAGUGGAGGUCCUACUCUUGAAGGUAUAUCCAACCGGUCAAGGAAGCAGUACGUUCGAGCCGCGCAAUACCCUCAGGUCUUCGGCAUAGAGGUCAACCGGCAUCAUAAAACACCAAGGGUUAGGUGGGAACCUAUCACGUUCAGCGAGGAAGAAGAAGAAGGGAUCCUCUAUCCCCAUGACGACCCAAUGACCAUUCGAGCAGAAAUCGCCGACUUCGACGUCAGACGGGUGCUGAUCGAUACAGGAAGUUCGGUAAACGUAAUUUUUGCCAACGCAUUCCGAGAAUUAGGAAUAGAUGAUGCCGACGCCCCUACUCAACUUCUCUGGGACUUGGUUCAACCCGUCGACAAGCGUUAG